GUCACACGAUUUGAAGACGCAAAAUGUCAUUUUUAUUUCAUGUGUAUUGUUUUUAUUGCGAGUUUUGUAAUGAAAUUAGGAAAUAAUUGAAACUCCAAUCGUUUUUUGGUAUCAGUGCAGUGAAUAUUCAACCUUCGUGGGCAUUUAUAUAAUACAAACCCCAUAAACAGUGUCACUUCCGCCCUGUUUAAACAAAGGAACAAAAACAUCCUUUUCACGCCGAUUACUAGAUUGCAGAUCGACUUUGGACUAUAAAAUGGAUUAUGUUACGACAUUAAAGAUCUUGGUUAUUGGAGAGAGCGGUGUUGGUAAAUCUAGUAUUAUCCUGGCAUUCACAACAGGAGACUACAAUGCAUCAUUCCCUGCCACUAUUGGAGUGGACUACAAGUGCAAGGUUAUGGAAGUCAACGGUUUGAAGGUCAAACUUGGUAUCUGGGAUACUGCAGGCCAGGAACGGUACAGGACUUUGACCAACAGUUUUUACAGAGAUGCUCAUGGAGCAAUUUUAGUAUAUGACGUCUCUGAACCUAAAACUCUACAAAAGUUAAAUGAAUGGGUUGAAGAACUACAAGUAUACACUACAAAGAAAAAUAUUGUCUGCCUAGUUGUUGGGAAUAAAAUUGACAAGCCACGUGCAGUACCCAGAGAAGCAGGUCAAGCGUUUGCACAAAAACACAGGAUGCUUUUUAUAGAAAGCAGUGCAAAGACUCAAGAGGGUAUAAACUUGGCAUUUGAAGAGUUAGUGCAAAAGAUCAUAGAAACGCCAGGUCUAUGGGAAACCACCGGAUCGUCUUCAAACAUUCGCGUAGCAAAUGAAGAAGGUAGAGAACAGGAGGAAUCUUGUUACGGAUCCUGUAGUAUUUAAUUCCAUACAUUGUAUAGAUUUACUUGUAUUUUUAUAUGUAUAAAAAAUGCCUUUUGCUAGAAACCAUAAUUUUCGUUGAAGAUAAAAAGUGUCUUAAAGAAAAAUUAUUUUCCUUGCUAUGUCGUAACUAAUUCUGUUUUAGACAUACCUUGAUCCUUAUAUUUUCAAUCCGAGGCGUUUUUCACACAGUGUGUGAAGUAAAAUAGGUAAUUUUGAGCAUGUGUUUUAUAUCGGUUUUCAUUUUUUAUCCCAAAUUCCUCGUAUAACUUCGGUACGCCGUUUUAGUCGUUACUUCCGUGCAAGGUUUAAAGUAUUCUUCACACAGAGGUGGUGACUGGGGGUGUCCAAUUAUUAAAAAAAAAAUACAAACGAUUUUUUUAUUUAAAUAUUUUUUAAACCUUUUUGGGA
Messenger RNA from Pararge aegeria (speckled wood butterfly), 1273 nucleotides. It is a transcript of the gene Rab18, whose product is annotated as ras-related protein Rab-18. The record is from RefSeq and is a predicted model, not a curated record. The transcript has 5 exons. Lineage: Eukaryota; Metazoa; Arthropoda; Insecta; Lepidoptera; Nymphalidae. The coding region runs from base 257 to 865 and encodes 202 amino acids. Gene Ontology annotation, molecular function: GTP binding; GTPase activity.